Nelumbo nucifera (sacred lotus) is the source of this 1664-nucleotide messenger RNA. RefSeq names its product UDP-glycosyltransferase 87A1-like. The record is from RefSeq and is a predicted model, not a curated record. Gene Ontology annotation, molecular function: quercetin 7-O-glucosyltransferase activity; quercetin 3-O-glucosyltransferase activity. NCBI's taxonomy places the organism in Eukaryota, Viridiplantae, Streptophyta, Magnoliopsida, Proteales, Nelumbonaceae.
ACUGAUCAUCCACCGUUAAAAGCGAUCGCACCUAUACGGAUACACACGAUGCAGAAUUCUCCAGCCGCCCCUCCCCUACUAGGCUACUACUAGUAGGGGGGCUGGAGAAUUCUCCCUUUAAAAAAGACGAGAGAGAGAGAGAGCAGUUUCGUCAUCGUCGGAGGCCAUGGAUUCUGUCAAAGCACAAAAAACCUCCGGUUGCCAUUUGGUGGCAAUCCCAUACCCAGGAAGAGGCCAUGUCAACCCCAUGAUGAACUUAUGCAAGCUCAUCGCUUCAAGAGGCGAUGAUAUCCUCAUCACCUUAGUCGUCACCGAAGAAUGGCUCGACUUCAUAGGCUCGUCGCCUGAGCAAGCUAAAAUACGGUUCCGAUCGAUCCCGAACGUCAUACCGUCGGAGCGCAUCCGUGCACUCGACUUCCCCGGAUUCGUUGAGGCUGUUUAUACAAAGAUGGGGGCUUCGGUGGAGCAGCUGCUAGACCAGCUCGAGCCGUCGGCGACUGCCAUCGUAGCCGAUACUUACUUGCCUUGGGCUGUCUCUAUCGGCAACAGGAGGAACAUUCCAGUUGGAUCGCUGUGGACCAUGUCGCCCUCCGUAUUCUCGCUCUUCUAUCAUUUUGAUCUGCUUUCACAUAACGGACAUUUCCCAGCCGAUUUGUCAGAAAGGGGAGGCGAAUGCAUCGAUUACAUACCUGGCAUAUCUCCCAUCCGCUUGAAGGACAUCCCUAAUGUCUUUUCAGAAGCCAGUCGACUACUCCUAAAUCGGGUUAUUGAAGCAUUCAAUUGGGUGGUUAAAGCACAAUGUCUUCUGGUCACUUCUUUCUACGAGAUGGAUACCCAUGUCAUAGACACCUUGAGGACAAGACUUCCAUUUCCAGUCUACCCAGUAGGCCCCUCCAUUCCUUACGCAACGCUUGUGAAAGACUCGCCCUCCACGACUACUACACUCAGCGACGCCGACUGCUACUACUUCAAAUGGCUUGAUUCUCAACCCAGAAGCUGUGUCUUGUACGUAUCUAUGGGCAGCUUUCUGUCCACCUCUUCCGAACAGAUGGAGGAGAUCGCGGCGGGGUUACACGAUAGUGGGGUUCGGUAUCUAUGGGUUGCUCGCGAAGACGCUUCACGUUUUCAGGAGACUUGUGGCGAGACUGGGCUGGUGGUGCCCUGGUGUGACCAAUUGAGGGUCUUGUGCCAUCCUUCUGUGGGAGGGUUUUGGACGCACUGCGGAUGGAAUUCGACCUUGGAAGCUGUGUUUGCAGGUGUUCCUAUGCUCACUUUUCCCAUACUGUUCGAUCAGUUCACGGAUAGUAAAUUAAUUGCGGACGACUGGAAAAUUGGAUGGAGGGUGACGGAGAACGUGGGAGCAGAUACGCUGGUGAAAAGAGAGGAUAUUGCCAACCUCGUUCGGAAGUUCAUGGACCACGACGGAAGUGAAACUAAGGAGAUGAGGAGAAGAGCACGAGAAAUCCAAGAAAGUUGUCAAAGAGCAAUCGAGAAAGGAGGAUCCUCUGAGACUAAUCUCAGCGCUUUUCUUAGAGGCUUUCUGCAAUGCCAUGUUUCCUGAAACUUGUAUUAGUUCUAGUGAGUAGUGACAACAAAUAUAAGCAGAUUCCACGUUGGACUUCGACUUUCCAUUGAACGCUUGAACAUUUCAUUUUCUUUUUAAA